AUGUCCAAAGGUUGUAGUGCAUUAGUCUUGGGAGCUGUAUUUAAGAAUUCUACUAGACUUAUUGCAUAUAAUUGGCUGAGUAAUUUUAUGGCUGUUGAUACACAUGAUAAUACCAAAAAGACAAGUGCUCCACGAUUGGUAAUUGCUGGUGUUAUGAGUGCAUUUGCGGAAACUUUGUGGUUGAUUCCAUUUGAGAAUAUUAAGAUUAGAAUGGUACAGAAUCAAAGUUUGGUGAAUGAAUUCAAGAGAAAUAAGGAACUUGUAUCAAUUGUACCAUCUGGUAAUCAAAGUAAUAAACCAAAGAAUAUAUUUUAUAAACAAUAUGUAUCACCCCAUCAAUAUUUCACGGGUGAUGUAAUUGAUCAAUAUAAAGGAGGAGAACCUCCAUCAAAAUUUAAACCUUAUAAACCAACCCCAAUUGAUAAGUUAAAAGUUCAUUACAAUAAACAUCCAUCUUUAACUUUAUUAGGAACAAUCAAAGAAAUGCAUCAAUUACAAGGAAUACGAGCAUUCACAUCGGGGACAUUGAUCACAUUCGCCAGACAAAUUGGAGUCUCUUGGGUUUGGUUAUCUACUUAUAAUGCUACUAGACAAUUAAUUGAUCCCCAUAAUAAAGAACCAAGUUGGUUUGGUCACAAACAUACCGCAAUUCAACUGACUGGAUUACAUUUGAUUUCAUCACUUGCUGUGAUUGCAGUCACACUUGGAAACCUACACUAUUUCAGUGUAUACGUUGACUUCUUACCCUUUGUUAACUCUAAUGAUUCUUUACGUACUGCUUAUAGAUUGGUAUUACAAGAAGGUCCCACUGUCUUAUUCAAAGGGGCCUUGCCUAGAGGUUUAAAAGUAUUACUUAGUGGUGGGUUAACUGCUUCGAUUUAUGGAAAAGUUGAAGAGAUAGUACCUCAACGAUAA
Hemisphaericaspora subhashii is the source of this 915-nucleotide messenger RNA. RefSeq lists its product as uncharacterized. NCBI's taxonomy places the organism in Eukaryota, Fungi, Ascomycota, Pichiomycetes, Serinales, Debaryomycetaceae. The record is from RefSeq and is a predicted model, not a curated record. The coding region runs from base 1 to 915 and encodes 304 amino acids. Gene Ontology annotation, biological process: mitochondrial citrate transmembrane transport. The transcript has a single exon.